Symbiodinium necroappetens is the source of this 3774-nucleotide messenger RNA. The record is from the annotation of a GenBank genome assembly. Lineage: Eukaryota; Dinophyceae; Suessiales; Symbiodiniaceae.
AUGAAAUCUGGAUCUUACUGGUCUUCAGCAAAUGAGGACAAGAAGAAGAAGCCGGCGCUUACGGACGAUGAUGUCAACAAAAUCAUCGGUGAGUGGGAGCAGAAGCAGAAAGCCGUGCCUGAUGAUGAAGUGAAAAGCUCGUCAGAAGGCGAGGCGAGCGACCAGGAGGAUCCAGCAGAGAAGGGUUCCGAUGAGGAUUCGGCGAAGCCGGCAUCGAGAGCAGACGAGGCUGCAGCAUCGACAGGUGAGAGCGACAUCGAAGAGUCCGAAAACUCGGACCGGGAAAGCAUUGAGUCUGACGAAGGCUCAGAGGCAUUGACGGGCAGCUCGAGCGAGGCAAAAAAGCUGAAGACUGCUGCUGCCGACUUCGAGAGCGACGAGAGCGACCACGAGACGAGCGACCCCGACACGAGCGACUUGGAGGAGAACGACCACAAGCGCAAACAGACCAAAGACGAGAAGCGACCCAAGACGACCGAGAAGGACACGAGCAAAGACGAGAAGCGGCCCAAGACGACCGAGAAGGACACCAGCAAAGAGGAGAAGCGACCCAAGACGACCGAGAAGGAGACCAGCAAAGAGAAGCGACCAAAGACGACCGAGAAGGAGACCAGCAAAGAGAAGCGACCCCAGGAGGACGAGCGCGACACGAGCAAAGAGGAGAAGCGACCCAAGGCGACCCAGAAGGAGACCAGCAAAGACGAGAAGCGGCCCAAGACGACCGAGAAGGACACCAGCAAAGAGGAGAAGCGACCCAAGACGACCGAGAAGGACACGAGCAAAGACGAGAAGCGACCCAAGACGACCGAGAAGGACACCAGCAAAGAGGAGAAGCGACCCAAGACGACCGAGAAGGAGACCAGCAAAGACGAGAAGCGACCCAAGACGACCGAGAAGGAAAGCAGCAAAGACGAGAAGCGACCCAAGACGACCGAGAAGGAGACCAGCAAAGAGAAGCGACCCAAGACGACCGAGAAGGAGACCAGCAAAGAGAAGCGACCCCAGGAGGACGAGCGCGAAACGGACGCAUCCGACGAGGAGAAGGACGGCGACAUCGACGAGGGUGACGUGGCAAAGAGCAAGGGCAAGUUGGGAGAUGCCGAAAGCAAGUCCCUUCCGAAUUCCAGCUCCCAUCGCAAGGAGUACAUGCGGUUCAAGAGGUGGACGAAGUCGAAAUCCCGCUUCCCCAGCAAGCUGCUUGCGACGGUGCAAACCCAGGAGGGCCGCAGCAAACUCUUCUUGGACUACCUCGAGUGCGAGGGGGAUACGGAGAAAACCGUUCUAAAGUUCGAGGCCCGCGUGGAGGACAAAGACUCGACGACCAUCAAGUGGGGCUUCCGCCCCGAGAAGUGGCUCCAGGAUCGACAUGGUGAACGGAAGGCCACGAAGUUGAUGGAGCGCAAGAAAGCGCUUGGUUUGACGAUUCCGGAUCCGGAGCUCCCUGCUGACAGUGGGGAAGUGCUUUACUUUGUGAUGUUGGAGAUGGACUUCGCCAACAUCCAGGAGGUUGCAAGGGUCACCCAGCUGGAGCUCAAAGGUGGGAUCGACAAGGAUGGUCUGAAGGAGUUCGUGAAGGCACGUGCCCUUAAGGGCGGUGGCAUCCUCGACCCCAGCAUGAACCUCAAGCUGAUGGACUUUGGCUCCGGGGCUCCGCUCAAUGGGAGCCAGUUGAUGCUGAAAGCCGCGGGGUCUAGUGCUGUGACACCCAAGAAAAACACCAACAAGAACCCAAAGAACAAUCAGAAUGCGGAAACUGAAAAGAAGGUGGAGCCCAAGACCCCACUGCAGAAAGCCGAAGCCCGCACCAACAAAGCAUUCAAAGACGCGGCCGACUGUACGCCUGCUGUCAGCUUGCAGCUGAAAGAGGUGGCGGCUGCAAUCCAGCAGCUCACGAACAAAGGCAAGAAUAAGAACAAGUACUAUGUUCACGUGUGCAAGGAGGCCAUCGACGGCCACACUCAGCACCCAGACUGCAAGAAAUUCGCCGCUCAGUCAAGCAUCGACCAGGCAGGGAUGUGGGUGGUGGCGAAUGCCAGUGCUGCUUCCCUGCGGACUUUCAAGAAGAUCUGCUCCGGGGCACUGACGGUGGCAGAAGGUUGCAGGGAUGCGGCAGCUUUGCUUCUGGAUGGAUCCACUUGCCCCCUUGCAGAGCUUAUGGCAAUAUGGGGCAACAGCGAGCACGGUGAAAGAUCUUUUCAGAGGUGGUGCAAGGAGCAUUGCCGAAUUCAGCCUGGCCGAAUAGAGCUGACUUUGAAGACAGACGAGGAUGUCGCGCUCAGAGAACAUGCAGUGCUCUGGCCCUGGGACACUUUGAAUUACCUUUACAGCAGCAACAAAUUGGCCACCUGGCUUUAUGACCCACCUGAACGUGCAUCCUUCCACAUCACGGAAUAUUGGCGAAAUGUACAACACCUGGAGUUUUACGAAAAGCUGGGGAUUUCUGAGAAGGACUGGCCACACUGUAUUCCACUUUCCUGGCAUGUGGACGGGGUAAAGGUAUAUCGGUCGCAGAAGGCAUGGGUGUAUAGUUUUGGCUGCUGCACCCGAAAAGGGCCUUCGAUCGACACCAAAUUGCUCUUCCUUUUGUUCAGGGAGCAGGAAAUGUGCAAGCCUGACACCCACGACGAGGUUGGAACCAUCAUCGCGUAUGUGAUGCAUGUGCUCAUGACAGGUAUGUAUCCUGAUGUUCAGUGGGAUGGUGCUCCCUGGCCAGAGGGAAGUUUGGAGUUCAAAAGAGCCGGCCAGCCCUUCGCUGGAGGUUGGCGUGCAUGCUUUGCUGCAUUCAAAGCAGACCUUGAGGCUCGGGCGCUUGUGCACAAGAUGGUCCGGAACUGGUCAUGCAACAGCAUCUGUGAGCAUUGCCUUGCUUCGAAGCUGCCUGAGCUAAGCUAUGGUGACUUCAGCUCCGGAGCUUCCUACAUGCAGUUCAUGUUGACUCAUGCAGAGUUUCUGGAAUUGAACCCCCCGCAUCGCCAGUCUUCUUGGGUUGAUGUCCCCGGCUGGACAAAAGACAGAAAUGUCGAGGAUAUGCUGCAUGUGGUACAUCAGGGCAUUGGCCCUUUGUUGAUCGCGUCCUUGCUCUCGGACCACUACGAGGAGCUGCACGACCACAAGCUCAAACUGAGGCAGCUCGAAGAACUGCUACAACGUGAUGCGUGGCCACACUACAAGAAAUGGGUGCGAGAUCGCAAGCUGCCAAGCUGCAGCAUGCAGUUUUCUUUGGUCCGCAUUGGACGGGAGAGCUGGCAACGGAUGCCGGAGAUGGCAUCAUGCUACAAAGCUGCUGUCAUCAAGGCGAUGUUGUACUGGAUUGCAUCAUUUCUUUUGGAACGCAAGCAAGACAAUCAAGCAGGCUUUAUCGUCAGAGCCGACCUUUCCUACACCUUGGCGCAAUUUCACUAUUUGCAGGAUUGCAAUGGGCCGUGGCUUAAUGAGCAAGCAGCCGCAGAGAUGGCAUGGUAUGGCCACAAAUUUCUGCUCCUCUACCAAUUUGUCGCAGAGCAGGCCAGGCGAGCCGGGCGCGUCAUCUACAAACUAGUGCCCAAAUUUCAUGUGAUGCUCCACAUGUGCUUGCGGCUGCCUUUGGACAGACGAAACCCCCGCUACGACCACCUGUAUAUGGAGGAAGAUUUUAUGAAGGAAAUUGGUCGUAUCGCAUCGCGAACGCAUGCGCGAACUAUGAGUAGCGUGACAUUGCUUCGAUAUCGGGCAUUGUUGGAAAGCGGGGGUCUAGGCCCUCAUGAGCAGGCCAGGAAUCCUCACAGCUAUCUUUGA